Carassius carassius (crucian carp) is the source of this 1017-nucleotide messenger RNA. RefSeq names its product coiled-coil domain-containing protein 74B-like. Lineage: Eukaryota; Metazoa; Chordata; Actinopteri; Cypriniformes; Cyprinidae. The transcript is spliced from 7 exons. Bases 192 to 1010 code for a protein of 272 amino acids. The record is from RefSeq and is a predicted model, not a curated record.
UAGUACUGUUACUAUAGCAGCCACUACGAUAUUAAAAGUUCCAGUGGGAGAGAAAAGAGUGUACAAUUUAAAGCUCUUUCUAUGACAACGUGUAAAGGCACGUUUAGGAUUUUGGGUAGAACACGAGUUAUGACGCAACGUAGUAGUUAUACGUCAUCCUCGUGAGUAGACGUAUGUGACGUAGUGCGGCAAUGAAUCGAGGGAACUUGUUUCACAGCAAAAUGGAUACACGCCGAGCUUCGCUGCAGAUGGAUAUUGACUUCUUACAAAAGAAGCACAAAGAAACUCUGGAGAAAUUACACGGCGAAGUAGAUAUGUUAAAACGGGAAAAUAAAGAGCUGCAGUAUAAGCUGAUAAUGGAGCUUCCAAAGUCGAGCAGUAAAGGAUCCAGCCGGAGAAUCUGUAAGCAUACAGACAACGAGUUCCAGAGACACGGAAAGAACUAUCUGGAACAGACUUUGGAGGAAACCUGCUCACCACAAGCCACAGAAAUCAGUCAUUUACAAUGUAGAGAAACCAGAUCAAAUUCCCUCACAGGGGACAGAACAGAUGAUCGUUCAGAAGUCAAAGCAGGGUUCAUCACUUCUCUACAGCCUCUGAUGAUCCAGUGUAGUCCAUCUCAGGCCCCUCGACCUCCCACCCUACAGGAUUGUGAGCUCAUCAUACGCCAGCUGAACAACGCUAACAGCCUGCAGUCCCAGGAGAUCCAACGUGUGAAAGCCAUUCUCAAAGACAUUGGAUUCAACAAGAAAAUAACUGCAGAGAAUUUACAAGUUUACAAAAAUAUUUUGACCAAGGCUUAUCUUGCUGAUGGUGAAAGAGCUGAUGAAUCAGACACGUUUCCCCUGCUUUCUCACCAAACACUGCCUAAAGGACUAGCUGUGUCUCAGGCUAGGAAAGCAGAGAGAGUGAUCCUCCCUGCCCUCAAAAAGCCCCUCAAUAACAUAGCAGACAGACAGAGGAGGACUCAGGCUGUGCAGAGACGUCGUCUACAGAGAAAUAUGCGCUGAAGGACCA